Loa loa (African eye worm) is the source of this 324-nucleotide messenger RNA. RefSeq lists its product as hypothetical. The coding region runs from base 1 to 324 and encodes 107 amino acids. The record is from RefSeq and is a predicted model, not a curated record. The transcript is spliced from 2 exons. Lineage: Eukaryota; Metazoa; Nematoda; Chromadorea; Rhabditida; Onchocercidae.
AUGGCUUCUUGCUAUUACUUUUACUUCCGCGUUGCUCAGCUGCUUAUUGUGACAACUAAAAGCGCUUUUUCCUCUAGAGAGAGAUAUGUACAUAAAACACAAAUAGAGAAGGAGAGAGAGAAUGAUUUAAUUCAUUUCGACCAGGAACUUACUAAUCGAGACUAUCCGUCCGGCACUGACUGGUACAAUCCAUUGAAAUGCUUCCGAGAUUUCGAAGGUACUGGUUUUCUACCUUGGGUAAACAGCUUGAGCCACUACCGAUGUACGGAAUGGGAGGCUACUUUACAGUGUUUAAAACAUUUCCAAAGCUUCAAUGAAUCAUAG